GUAGGGACGAGGAGACGCCCAUUUCAAAAUUCAAAAUUCGAAUCGAUUGCCGUCCAUAACGGCCGCAGCGCCGCCGCGAGCCACCACCAUAUAAGCCGCCUCCCCCUCAUCACCGUCCCUCAUCUCCACCUCCGUCGCAUUCCGUUCCCACCAGCUUCCUCCCAAAGCACCACCACCUUCGCCGGAGCCAUGACGAGGGGUGGCGGCGGCGACAUGAAGUCCUUCUUCCGGCAGCAGAAGGCGCACACCGGCGCCGCCGCCGCCACAAAGCCCACCGGCGGCGUCUCCAAGGAGGCGUCGCGCCACCACCAAAAGCCAGCACCCGCCCCAGAUCACGGCGCUGACGCCGACGCGAGGAGCCGGCAGGAGGAGGAGCGGGAGAGAGCGGCCCGGGAGUUCGACAUGGACAUGCGGUACGGGCCCUGCCUUGGCCUCACCCGAGCCCAGCGCUGGCGCCGCGCCUCCGCGCUCGCCCUCGCCCCGCCGCCGGCCCUCCUCGCGCUCUGCGCCGACGACCAGCCCUGCCUCUGGGAGGGCCGCGUCUAGGCCAAGGCGUGCGCCGCCCUCGCCUCGCUCCCAGUAGCAGCUUGUGUUAAGCCGCAGCAUCCGAUCCAUUCUGCUUCCAGCAUCCACACCUCGUGGUAGUAUCACUGGUCCCAACCAUCUCUAGUAGUUUACUGUACCGUCGUCUUUUCGUCUCCAUCUUGCGGUUUCCUCCAUGCCAAUCGAAGCUUAUGUGAUGCCAUGCCAUGGCAAGUGAUGUGAUGACCUCUUGUACUUUAGUGUCUGGUGUGUUACUGUGAUCAGAAUUCAGAGCAGAAAAUGGCAUUUCUUUCUUGUGUUCUUGUUGUAGCAACAUGGCAUUUCUUUCUUGUA
Phragmites australis (common reed) is the source of this 876-nucleotide messenger RNA. RefSeq lists its product as uncharacterized. Gene Ontology annotation, biological process: DNA synthesis involved in DNA repair; DNA-templated DNA replication. Gene Ontology annotation, molecular function: DNA-directed DNA polymerase activity. The record is from RefSeq and is a predicted model, not a curated record. Gene Ontology annotation, cellular component: delta DNA polymerase complex. The transcript is spliced from 2 exons. Lineage: Eukaryota; Viridiplantae; Streptophyta; Magnoliopsida; Poales; Poaceae. Bases 190 to 546 code for a protein of 118 amino acids.